This is a messenger RNA of Closterium sp. Yama58-4, 1302 nucleotides long. Lineage: Eukaryota; Viridiplantae; Streptophyta; Zygnematophyceae; Desmidiales; Closteriaceae. The record is from the annotation of a GenBank genome assembly.
AUGCGCGCUUGUGCCACGCGCCGCGUGCGUGCAGCAGCGGCAUCCAUAACAGCGUCGGGGAUUCUAUCGGCGUUGCCCUUAAGAUCAGCUUCUGCUGCAGUGUCGAGAUCGGGUCUAUGCAACAACAAGGCUCCGCACUUCGCCAUCCCUCCCGUUUCCGCAGCUUUACGAUUGGCCUUUCAUCCGUCCGUGUCCUUCUGUAAAUUUCGGGACACUAGCGCUUAUGAAUCGUCUUUCUCCAAACGCGAUCUUAGCCGUCCGAUUCUCGCCUCUUGCCACGUGGCAGAAUCGGCGGUCAGUCAUGCCGUAGGAGUGGUAGCUGCUCGCGCGUUUUCAUCCGCGGGUAGCCCUGCGGGAGAGGAGGGCGCAAGCGGCGCAGCCAGGCGCAACAACGAUGGCGCAGACGCGGAAGGUUCAGCAAACUCCGAACCAGCAAGGUCAUCAGGCUCGGUGGACGCAGCAGUCGAGCCUACAGGUUCGUCAUUGCCUCGGAAGCGACCGUUCAAGGCGGCAUAUGCGCGGGCGGCGGAGGACGGCGGAGGCGGAUGGGUGGUGAUGCUGGAUGGGCGCAUGCUCCAAACUCCCGCCAAGCGCAUCAUCCGCCUGCCGUCCGCGGCGCUGGCACACGCGCUGGCGGCGGAAUGGGAGUGGCAGGAGUCCGCGAAGCUGCGUGCGUACACGAUGCCGCUGAUGAAGCUGGUGUGCACGGCAGUGGAUCAGAUCCCCACGGAUCGAGACAAGGUGGUGGCGCACCUGCUGUGCUUCUUCCAUACCGAUACCGUGCUCACCCGCACGCCGCUCCCCGCUCACCACGUGCAACCGCCCGAACCCUCCUUUUCCUCCUCCUCUUCCUCCUCUGCUGCCUCGGAUCUUAGUGCUCUCGCUGCCACUCCAACCACAGGGCCCUCCCUCCAAGACCUGCAAGCAGCAGCAUGGGACCCUCUGCUAGACUGGAUCGAGUCCGACUUCGGCGCCCGCCCCGCCGUCUCCUACUCUUUACUGCCGCCCGAUCAGCCCGACGCUGCCGUGAGGGCCAUGCGCUACGCGCUUCAGCCAAUGGACGCCUUCCACCUGGCAGCGGUGGAUUGCCUGGCGGGCCCCACGCGCUCGCUGGUGCUGGCGCUGGCGGUGGUGCGGGGGCGGCUGAAGAUGGAUGAAGCCAUGCGAGUGAUUCGUGUGGAGGAGGAUUUCCAGACGGACCGGUGGGGAGUGGUGGAGGGAGGGCACGACAUAGACGCAUCGGACCUCAAAGUGCGAGUGGCAGCAGUGUCGGUCUUUGUUCGCCUCCUAUCCAUGCCGUGA